Messenger RNA from Caenorhabditis briggsae, 1092 nucleotides. Bases 1 to 1092 code for a protein of 363 amino acids. NCBI's taxonomy places the organism in Eukaryota, Metazoa, Nematoda, Chromadorea, Rhabditida, Rhabditidae. The record is from RefSeq and is a predicted model, not a curated record. The transcript has 3 exons.
AUGUCCGACCCACCAGAGAAUGUGGAAAACAACAAUGAGAAAAAUCUAUUAUCACGUUUUCUCCUGAACGAACAAUGUGCGGAUGAUGGAUUAUUUCUGAUGAACCAGGAGGAUCGGGAAAAAAUUUUUAAUGAUAUGCGUGCACUCGAUGUGGAAUUGGGAAGAAAUUAUCGGAACGUAUUGCGAGCGGAGAUUUCGAAAACGAUAGAAACAGAGGAUAUACCACCAAGAUUGGUUUAUUAUUUGGAUGAUGUUCCGGUGGAGGAGUUGAUCCAAUUUAUUUGCAUACAGAAGCAGGACCAGUGGGUUAGCUGUUUACUUUCUCACUUGUCGGAUUGCUCCUUAAGGGCCAAGGAGCACCUUAGCUCUCGAAAUGACUCCUUCAAAAAAUAUCAGCAAUGGGAUGUCAAAAACUGGCACUAUUGCUACAAGAAUCUUCUGAAAGACGUGUUAUAUCUGUAUGCAAAGCACGGAGAAAUGUUCGUUCGCGCGCUGAAUCAAUUUCUCACACCAAUUUACCAUGAUUUCAUUGACGAUGACCCAUUUACUGAAGACGAUAGUACCACGAGUUUCUUAGACUACUACAUUGGCAAACGGGACGAAGAAGAAGAUCCAUACAAUUGUGAAGAAUUUUUCUCUCACUGCCUCGAUUGCCUUGUUGGAUUCGAAACUUCAAAUAACUGCGGUUACUUUUUACGAGUUGUCGCCCCAUGGAUCGCUGGUGCAAAAACAGCUCUCGAUAACUCUCGAGCAGACUUAUAUUUCUACGAUCGGGAGCGUAUGAGGAUGCAACAAGAGCAGCGAUUGGUGAAGUACAAAAUCGAAGAGAAGAAUGGCUUUUUCCAUCUCAAACGGUUCGAUUCAAAGGAAGAGAGAGUUUUAAUGGAAGGUUGUGGUGUGAAGAAUGAUGAUGAAAAGGAUCAAAAACAGAAAUCUGAACUGGAACCUGAUGUGAAGAAAUCCAAACAGCAAAUCGUGGCUAGCACAACCAAUGAAGUGGCAAGCUCAUUCCACCGCUUCACUCCCUUUCCGAGCAAAGGCGGGUUCUCUCACUAUCAAAAGCGAAUGGAGAAUAUCCUGGAGCUAAAAUAG